AUGUCGUACACCUUUGGCACCCCGAGCUCGUCGGGCGCGCCGUCGAACAAUGCGACCACUACAGCACCUGCUUCAGGUGGCAUCUUUGGUGCUGCGGCAUCCGGCAGCACGACGCCUUCAUUCUCUUUCGGAAACCUAGGCGGUGCUUCGGGCGCCAAACCCGCCACUCCCUCUGGCAACGCAGGCUCCUUGUUUGGACAAGCAAGCGGCGGAAGCACUCCAAAGCCAGCUGGCAGUCUUUUUGGAGCCGCCCCGUCCUCCAACACCCCUUCUGGCACCGCGACUCCCUCGACUGGAUUGUUUGGUGGCAACGCGUCAACGACACCGGCGUCAGGUGGCUCGCUUUUUGGCGGAGCGACCCCUGCGGCGACGGCACCCUCCACGACACCUGCAACUUCCGCUCCCGCGAGUGGUGGGCUAUUCGGAGGGGCCAAGACAGACACCACCACUCCCGCACCCGGCGGUGGUCUGUUCGGAGGAUCCGCCGCGACGGCGAGCAAACCUGCAUCCAACAUAUUCGGGGGUGGCGCGAGCUCCGGUGGUAGUGGGCUGUUUGGCGCCCAAAAUAACACACCCCAAGGCCAGACGACAGCUACCACAUCUUCUGCUCCAUCCCCGGGCAUAUUUGCCGGAACUGGAAACAGCCUCUUUGGCAACAAAAGCGAGGCCACGGCCAGCUCUCAGGCCGGAGCGCUGACUACCACCGCCACAGCUACUCCCGCGAAGCCCGCAUUCUCGCUGGCAUCGACAACUCCGGCUGGUGCACCACCCACUGAUAGCUCCAGGCCUCCCUCAACCGCGCAGACCACGAACGCAGCGCCAACUUCAAGUCUCUUUGGCGGACAGGGAGCAUCCGGUGCUCCCAGCGGCGGAAGCAGUCUCUUUGGUGCAAAGCCGGGCGCCGGAGGUGCGGGAACUCCCGCAGGAGGUCUCUUUGGCGCCGCUGGAGGCAGCUCGACGCCAUCGUCAUCUGCUGCUCCCGCUAGCAGCACAGCAGCUGGUUCGGGAGCUGCAGGCUCUUUGUUCGGGAAGCCCGCGGCUCCUGCGACUACCGCAGCUCAGGGCUCUGCUGCCGGUGGUCUUUUUGGAGGCACUGCCGCCAGCACGGCUGAGACCUCAUCCAAGUCUUCCACUACAACCGCGCCCGCUUCUGCACUUUUCGGAAACAAGCCCGCAGCCCCUGCCGCUGGCACGGCAUCGCCCGCGGCGCCAGCAACCACCGCGGCUUCAGGUGGUCUGUUUGGCGGGGGUGCUCAGCCAUCGGCAGCAGCGAAGCCCGCCUCCUCGCUUUUUGGUGCUCCGGCGGCCUCGGCAACUUCGCAGCCCUCCUCGACGGCCGCUACCUCGACCACCACCACUCCCGCAACAGCUGCUGCGCCCGCCGGGGGGCUUUUCGGCUCCAAGCCCCCGAUGGAGGGUGCGGACAAGGACAAGAAUGCUGCCAAACCUCCCGCGCAGGCCGGUACCGCUCCUGCUCUGGGCGCCUCGACUAACGGUCCGACAUCUCAAAUUCCUCGGCUGAAGAACAAGACGAUGGAGGACAUCGUCACUCGAUGGGCCUCGGACCUGUCGAAGUACCAGAAAGAGUUCAAGCAGCAGGCAACAACUGUUUCCACUUGGGACAGGAACUUGGUGGACAAUGGCGAGAAGAUUCAAAAGCUUUAUCUCGACACUUUCGAGGCUGAACGGGCCAGCCAUGAGAUUGAGCGACAGCUUGCCGCGGUGGAGAGCCAACAGGAUGAACUGGAGGCUUGGCUCAACCGUUACGAAUCUGAAGUGCAGGACAUGUUUGCCAAGCAAAUGGGCCCAGGAGAGCAGCUGGCCGGACCUGAUCAGGAACGCGAGCGCACCUAUAAGCUAGCUGAGAAGCUCACACAGCAGCUUGAUGAGAAGUCCCGCGACCUCUCGAAGAUGGUGAAGGAGAUCAACGACAUCUCCGGAACUUUGACCAAGGGAGCCAAGGCCGAAGAUCCCUUGAGCCAAAUCGUCCGAGUGCUGAAUGGCCACCUCACCCAGCUGCAGUGGAUUGACGUCAAUUCGUCGGCACUGCAGGCCAAGGUGACCGCGGCGCAAAAAUCCAACAGUGCCCUGGGUAGCCACUACAGUGGUGUUGACAACGAUGCGGCGGAGAGCUUCUACCGCUCGUACACGGGACGGAGGUAA
Purpureocillium lilacinum is the source of this 2163-nucleotide messenger RNA. RefSeq names its product FG-nucleoporin nsp1. Gene Ontology annotation, cellular component: nuclear pore central transport channel; nuclear pore. Gene Ontology annotation, molecular function: structural constituent of nuclear pore; phospholipid binding. Lineage: Eukaryota; Fungi; Ascomycota; Sordariomycetes; Hypocreales; Ophiocordycipitaceae. The record is from RefSeq and is a predicted model, not a curated record. Gene Ontology annotation, biological process: protein import into nucleus; RNA export from nucleus.